This is a messenger RNA of Cylindrotheca closterium, 954 nucleotides long. The record is from the annotation of a GenBank genome assembly. Lineage: Eukaryota; Bacillariophyta; Bacillariophyceae; Bacillariales; Bacillariaceae.
AUGAAGUUUACAAUACUGUUUUCACUAACACUCCUUCAAGGAUGUUUAGCUUUCAUUCCCAACAACAACAACAACAACAACAACAACAACAACAACAACAACAACAACAACAACAAGAAGAAGGCAGGGAGAGGAACCACGACACUGCUACCGGUAGAUUCCAAGACAACUCAACUUCCAAUGUUUUUUGCCGAAGAGGUGCCGAAAAAAGAGGAAGCUACCAGCAACAAGUUUGAUGCAGAAACAGUGGAUCUGGUAUCGAGUCAAAAUGAAAGAUACAUCAACAUGGUGGGGGCCUUUCUCGUGGACAACUUUUGGUUGGGUUCUAUGCACCACGAUGUCAGCGGAGACAUGAUUUCGGAUACUGCUAAAAGAAGUCUGGUCAUUGAACAGAGUGCCGAUCUACAAGAAAAGUACGGGGAGCAGAUGGGGGUCAGGACUCUGGAUGGGCAGAUUCUAAGCGUGUUGGAUGCCGAGACAAAAGACAUGCUCGCUGUGGUCACUCUCAAGUCCACGCUCUUGGUGGGAGAAACUGUCAUGGAAUCCGAACGAGCCGAGAGUAUAGCCAAGAAUGCGGUUGCAGCCUUGUCUCCUCAACUUCGCAGAGAAUACAAAAAAGCUUCUAUUCAAAGGAUUGCAGAUGAACUACUUCCCGAAGAUACCCAGGCGAUUGCCCUGGUUGCCAAUCUUGCCGUCGCAUCGAGUGCAAGAGGUCGUGGAAUUGCCAAGUAUUUAUGCGACGAAGUGGAAGAUCUAGCAAAAAGCUGGGGAUUUUCCGACAUUUGGCUCAUUGUCGAAUCUGAAAAUGCUGCGGCUCGUAGCCUUUACGAAGGCAAACUCGGCUAUACGGUUGCCUUUGGUAUCGAGAAUGAUGAUGCCCUGCGUGCAGAUCCUGCGACGGGCGAAUUCGAGGAAGUUCAAGUGGACAGCCUUGUGAUGAAAAAGAGUAUAUAG